AUGCCGCCAGCCCCCAAGACAUCUCAGCAGCAGCAGCAGCAGCAGCAGCAGCAGCAGCAGCAGCAGCAGCAGCAGAAGGAGCGGCAGAAGGAGCAGCAGCAGCAGAAGCAGCAGCAGCAGCAGAAGGAGCGGCAGAAGGAGGAGGAGAAGCAGCAGCAGCAGAGGGGAGCAGCAGCAGCAGCAGAUGCAGAAGGAGCAACAGCUUUAGACAACUCCUAG
Messenger RNA from Eimeria mitis, 219 nucleotides. RefSeq lists its product as uncharacterized. Bases 1 to 219 code for a protein of 72 amino acids. The transcript has 2 exons. Lineage: Eukaryota; Apicomplexa; Conoidasida; Eucoccidiorida; Eimeriidae. The record is from RefSeq and is a predicted model, not a curated record.